GCUACUUUGAUUAAAAUUCUUUUGGAAUCUGCUUGGCUAAUACGUCUAUGCAAGAUUUCAUCAUGGGAAAUUGCUAUUACAACAUAGUGGCUACUGUGCUGUUGGUCAUGAAUUUCGAGAGGACAAGAUCAUUGCAGGAUUUCUGCAGUAACUGUUCAGCGGGUACUUUCUGUGGGAAAAACAAGCAUGAGCUUUGCACUCCUUGUCCUUCAAAUAGUUUCUCCAGCACAAGUGGACAAAAGGCCUGUGACGUAUGCAGGAAGUGUGAAGGUGUUUUCAGGACCAAGAAAGCGUGUUCCUCCACCAGCAAUGCAGAGUGUGAGUGUGUGCCGGGAUUCUACUGCCUGGGAGAAGGAUGUAACAUGUGUGAAGAGGACUGUAAACAAGGUCAAGAAUUAACAAAAGAGGGUUGUAAAGACUGUUCCUUUGGGACAUUUAAUGAUCGGGAACAUGGUGACUGUAAACCUUGGACAGACUGUUCUUUGGAUGGGAAGUCUGUCCUUGUGAAUGGGACGAAGGAAAGCGAUGUGGUAUGCGGACCGGCAUCAGCUGACUUCUCUCCAGGUGCAUCCUCCACCAUCACGCCUGCCCCUGGGGGAGAGCCAGGUCACACCAACCGGAUCAUUAUCUUCUUUCUUGCACUGACGUCGACUGCAGUGCUGUUCUUGGCGUCCUUCGUGGUGCUCCGUUUCUCUGUGGUUAAACAGGGCAGAAAGAAGCUUCUGUAUAUAUUCAAACAACCAUUUAUGAGACCAGUACAAACAGCCCAAGAGGAAGAUGCCUGCAGUUGCCGGUUUCCAGAAGAAGAGGAAGGAGUGUGUGAACUGUGAAGAGGAAAUCCACAGAUGUGUUGGAACUCUCUUUAGAAGAAUCACAGGAGAAAUAUGAGGGAUCCCACUACUGUACCUUUCAAAUUUAAAAACUCCAUACUGGAUAAUACCAACGGUUACCCUAACAAGUUUUUUUUCCUAAAUGCUAACGACUUGGCCUUUCAAGAUGUACCACUUUUAACAGACAGAAAAAUGGGACAUAAAUGGUGGUAAAAGUGAUAUUUUCUAGAUACUGCUUAAGAGGUUUGGGCUAGUUUUCUUGAAAUCCAAAGAGAAUUAUAUUUUAAAUUUAAUCAUGUAGGCCAAUCGUGCAGCUAAAAUUAUAAUCAAAAUCAAUUCUAUUUUUUUUUUUUGGUGCUAAUAUGACAUAUGGCAAUAGCCAUAAGAUGCAGGCACUAUCCCCCAUCAAAUUUUCCAUGGGUUCAAUCAUUCAACACAAGACAUCCUCCAUUGUCAGGGGAGAAUGAGGACAGUCAUCAUCAUUGCCCAAGUUUGGGGUCAAGAGCAAAAAACUAAAAAAUAACAGACCUUGGGACUUCCCUGGUGGUCCAAUGGUUAAGACACCUCACUCCCAAUGCAGGGGGCACAGGUUCAAUCCCAGGUCAGGGAACUAAGAGCCUACAUGCUGCACAAUGUGGUCAAAACCAAACAAACAAACAAAUGAACAAAAGAAGAAAAAGCAGACCUUGAGGAACAGUUUUGGAAAGAGUCAAAUGUCCCUGUAUAUCCUUGGUCCUCUCCAUCUUCCCAUCUUCUGCCUUUGUCCUACUCCCCUCUGAGCCACAGCUUACUUUUUAUUUUAUUCUUAAAAACUUUAUCAGUAAUAUUUUAUAUACAUAAACUAGUAAAUGAAACAGAAGUGCAGACCCGUGAACACAUAACCCAACCCGAGCGCUAGAGCAGGAGUUGCCAAACUCCCACGGGCCAAAUCUGAGAUGCCAUGUGCCUUUAUACAGUUUAUGAACUAAGAAUGGUUUUACAUGUUUAAAUAAUCAAAAACAAAUCAGAAUAAGAAUAAUACCUCAUGACGCAUACAAUUAUCUGAAAUUCAAAUUUCAGAGUCCAUAAGUAGUUUUCCUGGAGCACACAAGGCACCCUCAGGUGGCCUUUGCAUUGCAACAGCAGAGUUGAGUAGCUGUGACAGAGAUUGUAUGGCCCACAAAACCUAGAAUAUUUAAUAAGUGACCCUUUAUAGGGUCAAAGUCAGGAUCAGAGCAUCCAUCUGUGUGCUGCUUCCCUCCCUCAUCUCCUGUCUACCUCCCCACCCCAACUCCAGGCAACUUCUCACAGGAAUGUUGUCUCUCAUUUCCUUGCUUAAAAGAAAAUCACGUAUCAUAUAAUUAUGUACCCCACAACUAUUUUACUUAGUUUUGUUUGUUUUUGAGCUUUAUGAACAUGGUAUUGUGCUGUAUGGAGACUUGUGCUUUAAUCACUCAGAAGUAUAUUUGUAAGACAUUCAUGUUAUUGUGUGUAGCUAGCUAGAAUGCAUUCAUUUUGACUGAGGUACAGCUUUGCAAAUAUACCAUUAUUUAUCAACCCACUCUGAAUCAAAGGACACUUGGGUUGUUUCCAGGUUUUUUUUCUUCAAUUAUGGAAAAUAUUGCUAUGAAUGUUCUUUUAUAUGUUUUCUAUUUAAGAGUGUCUCUAGGGAAACUUCCUUAAAGUAGAAUUUCUGGAUCUUAGGGCGUAUGAAUGUUCAACUUUAUGAGCUAGCCCCAUGUCAGUAAGGAUAUGCUAAAUUAUGCAGAAAUGACAAAUGAGCCCCCCCCAAUCUUAACAGAUUACAACCACACAACAGAGGUGCAUUUCUGGAUGUCAUUACAUGCCUGUUGAAGGCUGACUGUGACUCUGUCCCAUGUUAUUUCCCUCCGGGAUUUAGGUGGAGAGAGCAGCUUCUACUUGGGACAUUGACCAUCUUGUGGCAAAGGAACACACUCAUAGGUAGUUGGCUAGAUUCUAACUUUAAGAAAAAUGCCUGCAGCCAUGCUUGGCAAUAACAGGGCAGAAAGUAUAAUCGUCACACAAGGAGGGGCAGCAAAUAUUUCUGAACAAUAAAAAGUCUACUGCAGGGCUGAACUGCUUUUCACCGAGGUUGUUCUAAUUUGUGCUCCUGUCAGCAGUGAGUCCCAUCCUUGCCACCCUCAGGCAUUUUCAGACUCCAUUUUGCCAACCUAGUGGGUUUAGGAUGGCAUCUCACCAUAGUCUUAUUUUGCAUUUCUGUCACGUUUUUAUAUAUUUUGUGUUUCUUUUUUGAGAAAUGCUUGCUCGUGUUUUUUAAACCAUUUUAAAAAUUUGGUUAUUUCUCUUUUUCUUAUUGAUUCAUAAAAGUUCUUUAUGUAGUCUAGAUACUAAUCUUUGGUUACUUAUAUGUGUUAUAAAUAUUUGUUUGCAAUUUGUUUUUUCUCUUUUUAACUGUGUCUCUCUUUUUCUU
Molecule: messenger RNA, 3261 nt
Organism: Aethalodelphis obliquidens (Pacific white-sided dolphin)
Lineage: Eukaryota; Metazoa; Chordata; Mammalia; Artiodactyla; Delphinidae
Gene: TNFRSF9
Product: TNF receptor superfamily member 9
Exons: 7
Coding region: 48-830 (260 amino acids)
Biological process (GO): apoptotic process; negative regulation of cell population proliferation
Cellular component (GO): external side of plasma membrane
Molecular function (GO): protein binding; signaling receptor activity
Source: RefSeq, a predicted model, not a curated record